Messenger RNA from Necator americanus (New World hookworm), 225 nucleotides. RefSeq lists its product as uncharacterized. The transcript has a single exon. The record is from RefSeq and is a predicted model, not a curated record. NCBI's taxonomy places the organism in Eukaryota, Metazoa, Nematoda, Chromadorea, Rhabditida, Ancylostomatidae. Bases 1 to 225 code for a protein of 74 amino acids.
AUGCUCGCGUCGGAGUCUCGAGAUAAUCUUCAGAAACAAGUACAGUCUUGGAAGGAUCGGCUGCAGCAACAUGGAUUGCGCCUCAAUGUAUCAAAAACUGAGUACAUGGAGUGCGGACCAAGGAUAGAGGAUGGUUCAAUUCGUGUCGAUGGCACCGAAUUAAACAAGGUGGACUGUGUCAAGUACGUUGGAUCCAAAAUGACUUCCACUAGCGACAUUGAUUAA